Molecule: messenger RNA, 609 nt
Organism: Caenorhabditis remanei
Lineage: Eukaryota; Metazoa; Nematoda; Chromadorea; Rhabditida; Rhabditidae
Exons: 6
Coding region: 1-609 (202 amino acids)
Source: RefSeq, a predicted model, not a curated record
AUGCCGGCCAAGAAGUCAAAAGGAACAGUGGCAAAAAAGAAACCGAGUCAUGGAGGAAAACCAAAAGUUAGCAAAGCGAAUAAAACGAAAACUAAAGCAACGAAAAGGAAGACUCAGAUGAAAAAACGAAAAGAUAAACGUGCACAAAAACAACGAAAAGAACGAAAAAAGGCGGACAAAGCAAAACGAACAGCAAAGAAGAAAGCGAAAACUAAGAAAACAAAAAAAUCGAAAGAUAAGAAGAAAAAGAAAGCACCGAAAAAACCAGCGCCUGCAAAAGAGAAAGCAGAUCAGGAGCCACCAAGUGAAGACGGUGAUGAUGAAGAGGGAGAAGAUGCGCUUCAUAUGAGACUUGCUGGAAUGACAGUGAAUCAGAUGCAGAAUCUUCGAACUACAGUUGUUGAAUUGUCAAAGGACGAGUUUUUGGAACAGUUAAGGGACCACGGUGAGCAUCAAAGAGAGCAGAGAGCCUUUGAAGCGGCUUACAUGACAACUGCUGAAAAUCGGACAAAACUGUUUUAUGACUCGGAAAGACCAACUGAUGCGUCUGCUGGUCCAUUUCAAUCAAAUCGGUUCGGAGCAGUUUUUCUAAUUUCUGGGCAACAAUAA